AGAAAAAAUCAUUAGUGGUGCUGAUGCCAGAUGCGGUGAUCUUUAUCUCCCAAAACCAACACCGGCGAGCACGACCUCCGCACAAUCACAACCACGCACGCACCAACGCCGCCUUCAACCACCCUCCGAUCUCCACUCUGCUCUGACUACGCCUUAAGAUUCCUGCUAACAAGGCUCUGGGAAUGGCAGCAGUUUGCAGUCUUUACAUCAUCAAUAAGUCUGGUGGAUUGAUCUACUAUAAGGAUUAUGGGUCUUCUGGACGCAUGGACACCAAUGAUAGCUUACGGGUGGCUAGCUUAUGGCAUUCAAUGCAUGCCAUCUCUCAGCAAUUAUCACCUGUUUCUGGCUGUUCAGGAAUUGAAUUACUCCAAGCUGACACAUUUGAUCUUCAUUGCUUCCAAUCACUGACAGGAACAAAGUUUUUUGUGGUCUGUGAACCUGGGACUCAACAAAUGGAAAGUUUAUUGAAAUUCGUUUAUGAAUUGUACACGGAUUAUGUUUUGAAGAACCCCUUCUAUGAGAUGGAGAUGCCUAUACGAUGUGAGCUCUUUGAUAUCAACUUAGCUCAGGCAGUACUAAAGGACCGUGUUGCAUUGUUGGGUCGAUAAAUCACUGGAUCUGGCAAGUGUUGUUUACCAAAAAUUGUUAUAGACUUUCUUGUAUGAGGUGCCACUCUCUUUUGUUGCUUAUAAUACAAAUUUUAAGAUGCCAAUUUCUGAGACUGGCCAUUUCCUACCAUUUUUUUCAGUACAGACGGGAUAUGUAUUUAUGUAGAUCAUCAUUCACUGCUAUUAACUUGGUCAUAUUCUUCUGUUCUGUACAAAAUUAAUCAUACAUCUAGCAGAUAACAUGUAGUUUUGGACUUGCAUA
This is a messenger RNA of Vicia villosa (hairy vetch), 870 nucleotides long. RefSeq lists its product as uncharacterized. The coding region runs from base 183 to 608 and encodes 141 amino acids. Gene Ontology annotation, cellular component: TRAPP complex. Gene Ontology annotation, biological process: endoplasmic reticulum to Golgi vesicle-mediated transport. The transcript is spliced from 4 exons. Lineage: Eukaryota; Viridiplantae; Streptophyta; Magnoliopsida; Fabales; Fabaceae. The record is from RefSeq and is a predicted model, not a curated record.